AUGGCUCCAAAAAAAGGUUCUGUAGGGAAUUCCAAUUCUAGAGAUGUCGACGUGGAAGAUCGUUUCCAAGCUGUUGUUCUAACCGAUUCUUUCGAAACCAGAUUCAUGCCAUUAACUGCAGACAAACCAAGAUGUUUGUUACCUUUGGCUAACGUUCCUUUAAUUGAAUAUACUUUAGAAUUUUUAGCUAAUGCUGGUGUUAAUGAGGUUUAUUUAACUUGUUCAUCACAUGCAAAUCAAAUCGAUGAGUAUAUUGAAAAUUCUAAAUGGAAUUUACCAUGGUCACCUUUCAAGAUUUCUACUAUUCUUGCACCCGAAGCUAGAUCUGUAGGUGAUGUUAUGAGAGAUCUAGAUAACAGAGGUAUUAUAACAGGUGAUUUUAUAUUAGUUAGUGGUGAUGUUAUUACAAACAUUGAUAUCAGUAAAAUGAUUGAAUUCCACAGGAAAAUGCAUGCUCAAGAUAAGGAUCAUAUUGCCACUAUGUGUUUAAGUGAAGCUACAGAAUAUUACAAGACCAGGACUUUUGAACCGGCUGCUUUCAUAUUGGAUAAAUCUACAAAUAGAUGUAUAUAUUACCAGGAUUUACCAUUAAUAUCUUCUCAAGAAAAGGGUGCUGUCCAGAUUGAUCCAGAAUUAUUAGAAAGCGUUGAUGAAUUUACUAUUAGAAAUGAUUUAAUUGAUUGUAGAAUAGAUAUUUGUACUCCUCAUGUGCCACCUAUUUUCCAAGACAACUUUGAUUACCAAUCCUUGAGAACUGAUUUCGUCAGAGGUGUUAUAUCUAGUGAUAUUUUGGGUAAGAGCAUUUAUGCAUACAUAACUAGUGAUUACGCAACCAGAGUCGAGAGUUGGCAAUCAUAUGAUACGAUAUCGCAAGAUUAUAUUGGUAGAUGGUGUUAUCCAAUGGUAUUAGAUAACAAUAUGCAAUACGAUCAAACUUAUUCCUAUGAAUCCAGACAUAUCUACAAAGAGAACAAUGUUGUCUUAGCUCAAUCAUGCAAGAUUGGUAAAUGUACAGCAAUUGGGUCUGGUACAAAGAUUGGUGAAGGUACACGUAUUGAAAACUCUAUCAUUGGUAGAAAUUGUCAAAUUAGUGAAAAUAUUGUGAUAAAGGAUAGUUUCAUCUGGGAUAAUACAAUUAUUGGAGAUAAUAGUAAAAUAAAGCAUUCUAUUGUUGCAUCCCAUGCUAAAUUGGGAAAUAAUGUCACAUUGAACGACGGUUGUAUUAUCGGUUUCAACGUUAUCAUUGAUGAUAAUAUGGAGAUUCCAAAGAGCACUAAGAUCUCAUUUAAGCCAGUCAAAAAUCUAGGAUCAUCUACAUUUAAUCUUGGAGGAGAUGAAGAGGCUUCCGAUGAAGAAGAUUCAGUUGAGUAUUCAAGCUUUGUCGGUGUGAAUGGUGUCGGUUACCUGUAUGACAGUGACACAUCUGAUGAUGACGAAGAUGAAUCGAAUGAUAUACAUAAAGUGUCGAACUGCCUAGCUUAUCAACUUGAAGAGCUAUAUCUAAGUGAUGCGUCCAUAUCUUCUAUUACUAAGAGAAAGAAGAAGAAGAGAACAAUGUCGUCCAACAGUAUGUACACUGAUAGAGAAGACAUUGAAUCAGAGGAUGAUGACGAUGAAGAUUUUGAGGCCGAAGGUCUUGCAACUGUUGAGAGAGCAUUAGAGAACAAUCAUGACAUUGACACUGCAUUAUUAGAAUUAAAUACUUUAAGAAUGAGUAUGAACGUAACUUACCACGAAGUUAGAACAGUUACUGUUAUGGCUUUAGUGAGAAGAGUUUAUCACUUUAUUUCAACUCAAACUUUAGGUCCAAAGGAUGCCGUCCACAAGGUAUUCAACCAUUGGGGUGAUCUAUUCAAGAGACAAGCAUUUGAAGAAAGUGAAUUCGUUGACUUAAUGAAUAUUAUUAUGGAUGUCGUAGAGGAUACCCAUUUCGAUAAACCAGAUUUAAUUCUAUUUGGUGCUUUCACUUCAUUGUAUGAUAACGAUAUUCUAGAGGAGGAUAUCAUUUAUAAAUGGUGGGAUAACGUUUCAGAUGAUCCAAAAUAUGAUAAUGUCAAGGGUUUGAUAGCCAAAUGGGUUGAAUGGUUAAGAACUGCGGAUGAGGAAUCAUCUGAAGAAGAGUCAUCUGAAGAAGAAUAA
Maudiozyma barnettii is the source of this 2139-nucleotide messenger RNA. RefSeq names its product translation initiation factor eIF2B catalytic subunit epsilon (gene GCD6). The transcript has a single exon. Gene Ontology annotation, cellular component: eukaryotic translation initiation factor 2B complex. Lineage: Eukaryota; Fungi; Ascomycota; Saccharomycetes; Saccharomycetales; Saccharomycetaceae. Gene Ontology annotation, molecular function: guanyl-nucleotide exchange factor activity; translation initiation factor activity; translation initiation factor binding. The record is from RefSeq and is a predicted model, not a curated record. The coding region runs from base 1 to 2139 and encodes 712 amino acids. Gene Ontology annotation, biological process: biosynthetic process.